Molecule: messenger RNA, 882 nt
Organism: Rangifer tarandus platyrhynchus (Svalbard reindeer)
Lineage: Eukaryota; Metazoa; Chordata; Mammalia; Artiodactyla; Cervidae
Source: the annotation of a GenBank genome assembly
AUGGCAUCCGACAGUGACGUGAAGAUGCUGCUAAACUUCGUGAACCUGGCAUCCAGUGACAUCAAGGCAGCCCUGGACAAGUCCGCGCCCUGCCGCCGCUCCGUGGACCACCGCAAGUACCUGCAGAAGCAGCUCAAACGCUUCUCCCAGAAGUAUUCCCGGCUCCCGCGGGGUCUCCCCGGCAGAGGGGCCGAGCCUCACCUGAAAAGGGGGCCCGAGGACCGGCCCGGGAGGCCGCUGCCCCUUGAAUCUGGCCACGGUUCCAGCCCCGGCGGGGGUGGGGGCUGCAAGGAGAAGGCGUUGGGGAACCCGGACCGGGAGGAAAGCCUCUCUAAGGAGCGGACCCUCCAUGGGCCGGAUCCAGGAGCUGCCAGGCCUGGCCAGGUGCCCAUGAGGAAAAGACAGCUGCCUGCUUCCUUCUGGGAAGAGCCACGGCCCACCCACAGCUACCCUGUGGGGCUGGAGGGGGGCCUGGGGCCCCGGGAGGGACCUCCCUACGAGGGUAAGAAACACUGUAAAGGCUUGGAGCCCCUGGGGCCCGAGACCGCCCCGGUGCCCGCCUCCCCCAGGGCGCUGGCUGAAAAGGAGCCGCUCAAGAUGCCCGGGGUCUCCCUGGUGGGCCGCGUCAGUGCCUGGAGCUGCUGCCCCUUCCAGUACCAUGGACAGCCCGUCUACCCAAGCCCUCCAGGCACCCUGCCCCAGAGCCCGAUGCCCAGCCUGGGCCUCUGGCGGAAAAGCGCGGCUUCCCCUGGCGAGUUGGCCCACUUCUGCAAGGACGCGGAGGGCCCGGGGCAGAAAGUGUACAGACCUGUGGUUCUGAAACCCAUCCCCACUAAGCCGGCUGUGCCUCCACCCAUCUUCAAUGUCUUUGGCUACCUCUAG